AUGGAGUUACAACAAAGAUUACAUAGUGUAACUUUGGACUCUUCCGAAAAGGAUGUAUUGCAAUGGAAUUGGUCUACAGACAAGAAUUUCUCAGCGAAAUCAGUUUAUGGCCAAUGGGAGCAACAGGUGCAGGCCCGAGAUGAGAUGGGUCCAUUGUCAAAGUGCCCAUGUUGUGCUUCCUUCGAGGAAACCCCUGAACACCUAUUUUUGCAUUGUCAGUUUUCCUGGAAUACUUGGUCACUUAUAAUGGUGUGGUGGCAGAUGUUUUGGGUUUGUCCACCGUCUUUGGCGGACUUAGCUAGUUGGUGGUUUGGCACAAGAUUUAGAAAUUUGGAAAGGCGCAUUUGGGAGGUGACUUUCUUUGCGACCUUAUGGUCAUUGUGGCUUGCAAGGAAUGACCUCAUUUUCAACAAUACCUCAAGAUCAACCAGUGAAGUAGGGGACCAGAUUAAGACUAAGGUGGCAAUGUGGAUGAAAGCUAAGUUCGAUAUCAAGGUGUACUCGGUAGAGGAUUUUAAAUGUUUUCUUCAUGGUAUUCGUAAGCUAAAGCUCUAA
This is a messenger RNA of Rhododendron vialii, 555 nucleotides long. RefSeq lists its product as uncharacterized. The record is from RefSeq and is a predicted model, not a curated record. NCBI's taxonomy places the organism in Eukaryota, Viridiplantae, Streptophyta, Magnoliopsida, Ericales, Ericaceae. The transcript has 2 exons. Bases 1 to 555 code for a protein of 184 amino acids.